Messenger RNA from Benincasa hispida (wax gourd), 3448 nucleotides. RefSeq names its product disease resistance protein RGA2-like. Gene Ontology annotation, molecular function: ADP binding. The record is from RefSeq and is a predicted model, not a curated record. NCBI's taxonomy places the organism in Eukaryota, Viridiplantae, Streptophyta, Magnoliopsida, Cucurbitales, Cucurbitaceae.
AAGAAGAUCCACCAACCCGCGUGACUUUUCAAACACAGAAAAAUAGGAAGCAACCACUCCACUCAUCUCUGUAACCCAACAACUCGAACACGAAGAAUCCCAAAAACUUAAACAUGGCGGAAUUCCUUUGGACUUUUGCAGCUCAAGAACUGUUGAAGAAGACAGUGAAGCUCGCAGCAAAACAGAUCGGCCUGGCGUGGGGUUUCAAGAACGAGCUCUCAAACCUCAGAGACUCUCUGCUCAUGGUGGAAGCCAUCCUUCGCGAUGUCGACAGAAUUAAGGCAGAGCAUCAAGCUGUGAAGCUAUGGGUGGAGAAGCUUGAAGAUAUUGUUUUCGAAGCUGAUGUUCUACUUGACGAGCUCGCUUACGAAGAUAUUCGCCGCAAGGCUGAACCCCAAAAAGAGGUGACGGUAAGUAAUUUCGUUUCGUUCUCCAAAAACCCUCUUGUUUUUCGUCUCAAAAUGGCCAAUAAAAUCAAGAACAUUGCUAGGAUGUUGGAAAAGCAUUAUUCUGCUGCUAGUACUGUGGGGCUUGUUGCUAUAAUAUCUAAACAAAUUGAACCUGAUUUUAGCCAAAUUCAAGAGACAGACUCGUUUCCUGACGAGUUCGGAGUUAUUGGGAGAGAAGCUGAAGUUUUGGAGAUAGUGAAGAUAUCUGUUGAUCUUAGCUACAGGGAAGCUGUGUCUGUUUUGCCAAUUGUUGGUAUGGGUGGAUUAGGAAAAACAGCUUUGGCUAAGGUAAUAUUCAAUCAUGAAUUGAUAAAGGGAAAUUUUGAUAGAACAAUAUGGGUGUGUGUCUCCGAACCUUUUCUUAUCAAGAAGAUUUUAAGAACAAUUUUGGAAACUCUUAAUCCUAAUUUUGGUGGCCUAGAUAGUAAGGAAGCCUUACUUCAAGAGCUACAAAAGUUGUUGAAUGACAAAAAGUAUUUUCUAGUUCUUGAUGAUGUUUGGAAUGAGAAUCCUAUCCUUUGGAAUGAGUUGAAGAGUUGUUUGUUAAAGAUUAGCCAAAGAUCUGGAAAUGUUGUUGUUGUGACUACUAGGAGUGGUAGAGUUGCUGAAAUCAUGGAGACACAUUCUAGAUACCAUUUGACAAAACUAUCUGAUGACCACUGUUGGUCUUUAUUCAAGAAAUAUGCAUUUGGAAAUGAAUUUCUAGGAAUUCCUGAAUUGGAUAUUGUUCAGAAAGAGCUCGUUAAAAGAUUUGGCGGCAUACCAUUGGUUGUUAAAGUGUUGGGAGGGAUUGUGAAAUUUGACGAGACUCACGAGGGAUUGCAGCAAACUUUGGAGAAUCUAAUGAAAAUUCAAUUGCAAGAUGAAAACCAUGUUGUAUCCACGAUAAAAUUAACUGUGGAUCGCCUACCAUUGUCCUCGUUAAAACAAUGUUUUGCCUAUUGUUCAAAUUUUCCAAAAGACUUCAAGUUCAGAAAAGAAGCCCUUAUUCAGAUGUGGAUAGCACAAGGAUUUAUUCAACCACCUGAGGGAAGUGAUGAAAUGAUGGAGGAUAUUGGUGAGAAGUACUUCAAUGUUUUGUUGUCUCGCCUCUUGUUUCAAGAUAUCGUCAAGGAUAAUAGAGGGAGAAUUGUAUUCUGUAAGAUGCAUGAUCUUAUACAUGAUGUUGCAUUGGCUAUUUCAAAUUCUCAAGAAUUGAUAUUGGAUCCUUUAGAUUUGCUGGAUGGAGAACCUUGGAGACGUGAAGCUUGCUCUGCUAGUCAUAAAAUAAGAACACCAGAUUGUAAUGAAAAUCAUUCUAGAAAGUUGCACAUGUUGACAUUUGAUAGUCAUGUGUUUCACAAUAAGAUCACAGACUUCAUCUACUUGCGGGUUUUAAUUGCACAUUCAUGGUUUAUAUGUAAAUUACCAAAUUCAAUUGCUAAGUUGAAGCAUUUGAGGUAUCUUGACAUUUCAUAUUCUACCAUAAGGGAGCUACCGGAAUCCCUUUUUUUGCUUUAUAAUUUGCAAACAUUGAAGCUUUCAAGAUUUCUUAAUGACCUUCCAAAAAAUUUGAGGAAGUUGGUUAGUUUAAGGCAUUUAGAAUUUUUCGCCGAUCCUUGUGAUACUAAACAAAUGCCUCAACAUUUGGGUAAAUUGAUUCAACUUCAAACGUUGUCCAGUUUUGUAGUUGGGUUUGAUGAUGGAUGUAAGAUCGAAGAGCUUGGACCUUUGAGAAACCUUAAAGGUAAAUUAAAUCUUUUAUGUCUUGAGCGAGUGAAAAGUAAAAAAGAAGCCAUGGCUGCAAAUUUGGUGGAGAAGGGGAAUAUUUCAUUUCUGUAUUUUCAUUGGACUUUGAGAUGUGAAAGAUCAGAAGGAAGCAACUAUAAUGAUUUGAAUGUGUUAGAAGGACUUCAACCACAUAAAAAUCUUCAAGCCUUGAGAAUUCAUAACUUUUUAGGAAAACUUCUGCCCAAUGGUAUUUUUGUUGAAAAUUUGGUCGAAAUAUAUCUACACGAUUGCGAAAUAUGUGAAGCUUUACCGAUGCUUGGGCAGUUAUCAAAGCUCGAAGUACUUGAACUUCGUUGCUUACAUAGUGUAGGAAGUAUUGGAGAAGAAUUUUAUGGGAAUUACCGUGAGAAGAGGACUUUAUUCCCAAAAUUGAAAGCAUUUCAUAUCAAUGAAAUGAUCAGUCUAGAGAAUUGGGAAGAAAUAAUGGUUGUAUCAAAUGGUACAAUCUUUCCUCAUCUUGAAAGCUUGAGCAUUGUUUGUUGUCCAAGAUUAACGAAUAUUCCAAACUUUUUUGCAUCUCAUCACGAGAGUUCAUUCCCAAGCUUUCAAGGUUCGACAAAGCUUCGAUCUCUAAAGAUUUUGGGAUGUGAAAAUUUGCGAAAACUACCGAAUGACUUAGAAUUCUGCAGCUCCCUUGAAAACAUGAGGAUAAGCAACUCUUCUAAGUUGAAUUCCCCUCCAAGGUUGCAGAAUAUGCAGAAUUUAACUUCUUUAAGCAUGACAGAGUUUCGAAAGCUGCCAGACGGGUUAGCCCAGCUUCGGAAGUUGAAAAAAUUGAGUGUUCAUGGUUACUUGCAAGGUUACGAUUGGAGUCCCCUCGUACAUCUCGGUUCACUCGAAAAUCUUAUGUUAGUUGACUUGGAGGGAAGUGGUGCAGUACAACUUCCUCAACAACUCGCACAACUCACUUCUUUAAGAUCACUGCAUAUUUCGCAUUUUAAUGGCGUUGAAGAUUUACCAGAAUGUUUCGGAAACUUUACGUCUUUGGAAGUAUUGAAGCUUUACAAUUGUGUAAAGUUGAAAAACAUGCCAUCGAAAGAAGCUAUGUCAAAGCUCACCAGAUUAAAGAGUCUACGAGUUUAUGGAUGUUCGCAGCUCGAGCUUAAUGAAGGUGACUUUGAGUGGGUGAACAUUUCCCAUGUACCUACCAUCAAUUAAAUUCCAAUCUCAACUAAUUUUUUUUUUUAAAGAAAGUAUUAGAACCAAAGUCAUUUUGGUCCUUCUACAAA